Messenger RNA from Platichthys flesus (European flounder), 3192 nucleotides. Its product is annotated as sorting nexin-4-like. NCBI's taxonomy places the organism in Eukaryota, Metazoa, Chordata, Actinopteri, Pleuronectiformes, Pleuronectidae. Gene Ontology annotation, biological process: protein transport. The record is from RefSeq and is a predicted model, not a curated record. Gene Ontology annotation, molecular function: phosphatidylinositol binding. The transcript is spliced from 15 exons. The coding region runs from base 146 to 1519 and encodes 457 amino acids.
CAACAUCACUCAACAAGAAGAUGGCGGAGAACGGGAGACAAGAGCUGGUGAUCACUGACGCUGAAUCAGAGCAACUGGCCGGAGAAAGGAGCUUAAACAUCGUGGGGAAGGAGCAGUGAUCCAGAUGUGUGUCUGUUACUGAUGUAUGAAGGUGGCGGAGCAGGGCUGCAGUCUGCUGCGCAGGAUGGAGAUCUGUGUUGCUGAGGCUGAGAAGAGGAGCGGCAAAAAUGCAGUGAACAUGCAGGAGAUGUUCACCGUGUACCUCAUCGAAACAAGGCCAAUGGAUGCAGUCGCCGAGGGUCGUAAUCCAGCCCCCGAAGGUCGUAAUCCAGCCCCUGACUCUCUGUGGAGGAGAUACAGUGAAUUUGAGCUGCUGCGGAGCUACUUAAUUGUCACCUAUCCAUACAUUGUGAUACCUCCCCUGCCUGAGAAGAGGGCAGAGUUUGUGUGGCACAAGCUGACUGCAGACAACAUGGACCCAGACUUUGUGGAGCGCCGCAGAGUUGGGCUCGAGAACUUCCUAAUGCGCGUGGCGUCUCAUCAAGUCCUCUCCAAUGACAAGAUCCUUUACCACUUCCUCACUGACGAGCAUGGCUGGAAAGAAGUGGUGUUUGAGACAGGCUUUCAGGCAAAGGCAGAUUCACGGCUAAGAGCUCUCAGUGCCACCUUCAGGGUGAGAAAUACAAAUAAAGAAGUCAUCAACAUCACAUCUUGCGGAGGAUCUCCUGCUGUUUUUCUCGCAUGGGCCCUUUCAGACUUUCUGCUGACUUUUUCCAAGGGGACUCGCCAGAGAAAACGCUUCAUGGAUAUGAAACACUACAGUGAUGAGUUGCAGUCCCACACAUCUCAGCUACUCCGAGCCAGAGCAAGAGUUGCUGAUCGACUCUAUGGUGUUUUCAAAGUCCAUGGGAACUACGGCAGAGUCUUCAGUGAGUGGAGCGCCAUCGAGAGAGAAAUGGGAGAUGGACUGCAAAGUGCCGGUCAUCAUAUGGAUGCAUAUGCUGCCUCAAUAGAUGACAUCUUAGAGGAAGAGGAACAUUAUGCAGACCAGCUGAAAGAAUAUCUCUUCUAUGCUGAAGCUCUGAGGGCAGUGUGCAGGAAACACGAGCUGACCCAGUAUGAGCUGGAGGUGUCCUCCCAGGACCUCAUCUCGAAGAAGCAACAACGUGAGGAGCUGGCUACAGGGGUAGUACGGUCAUUCUCCUUCAAAGGAAUGACCAACAAGCUUUUUGGGCAAGAGGCGCCUGAGCAGAGGGAGGCAAGACUGAAGCUUAUAGAGGAGCUGAUAGCAGAGGGUGAAGACACAGUCAAGGAGAAGACAGCCGAGUGCGAAGAGCAUGUCGAAAAGGCGUGGGUGGACAUGCAGCGUUUUGAGGAGCAGAAAGACAAAGAUCUCAGGGAAGCACUUAUCCACUACGCUGUCCUGCAAAUCAGGAAUACAAGUGUGGAGCAAUGCCAAAGAGUGUUUCCUCAAGAUGUGAAGUUGAAACCAUAUCCCAAGGUUUUCCUCCCUCUGUGAUUGGUGCAAAGUGUCCUCUGGUUGAGGUGUGUAAACCAUCACACCGAGACAAAAUGUCUCAUAAAAUGUUUCUGAAAAUAAGGUCAUCUCAAAUAACUGCAAAACUGAUUUGUAUGCAGCUAUCUUGAAAUAGUAAACGUCUUGUGGAUUAAAAUGGCAAAGGGAAGUGAUUUAUCACACAGAGCAUCAGGGUUCACAGGUUUUUCUCUAACUUAAAUGGGCGCUUCAACAGUUUUACAUGAUAAAGUCAAGAACCAAGUUGUGUCAUUUCUACUGUUUAUCAAAUGACACAAGGGAUUCUUCUAUAAAGAGUUUGUGGCUAUUCAUUUUUUGUAAACAUUUAUUAAGUUAAAUCAGCCCGGAUGCCCGCUGUUAGAUCCCAGUGUUCCCCUUUACAUGAAUUCACCCUGCUUCCACUGAGCUAAUCUUAUGAGAAAAGUUGUAUUUCAGUCACGUUAACGGCAGCACUCCUCUCAUAAUCUGAGCACUUUAAAUUGCUAGGAAUUGUUUGGUGGCUUUGUCAAGCCCCAAGGAUCUGUAUAAAAAUUCUUGGCUAGAGUGACCUUAAAGAAUCUGUAAAUUGUUAAAAAUCACCAAAGAAAUCCAUUUACUAUCAAUAUAGCAUUAAUCAAAAUAUAAUAUUAAAGUUCAAAAGUUAAAAAGUAAAAAGAUAAGAGAUAAAAACUUCAGCUACCAAAAUUCAGAAUUCUUUUGAAAACUCCAAACUCAGUACCAAUGCAGAUAGUUCUGUAUCCACAGAAUGACUUUUGUAAUUCACAACAUCCUUACAUUUCCAGACACUACAUAAUAAACCUUGAUCUAAAAGAGCUGUUUGCCAACACACAUACACAUGCAUAUAUAGAUCUAUCUAUCUAUAUAGAUAGAUAGUUAGAUAGAUCUAUAUAUUGUGGGGGACAGGGGCUCUCCUUUGCAGGUCAAUGAUAUUGUUCUGGGCUGUAAAAAGCGAGCAGAGGGACUUGAACUAAAUCCAACAAUAGUUAUAUUUUUCUUUGGUUUGAAUUACAGGUGUAGUGUGACCUGAGCCUCAUGCACAGAUCUAUGAAGGUAUCUCAAAGUUAUUAUAUGAUGCUAUUAAUUAAAAGCAUCUGUUCUUAUUUUAUGUGCUUUACAGUACAGUUUUACAUUCACCCAUUCACACACACAUUCAUACAGUGCAACUAAUCGCAGCACUUUGUUAUUCUAUGGGGGGCCAAUCAGGGUUCAGCAUCUUGCCCAAGGACACUUCGGCAUGCAGAUGGGUCAGACUGGGGAUCAAACCGCCGACCUUCAGGUUGGAGGACGACUACUCUACCCCUCAGCCACAGCCACCCUAAUAAUAAGAAUAAUAAUAAUAAUAAAUAAUAAUGCAAGUGGCAUUGGGUGUUUCAUAUAACACAGAAAUAACACAUUUCUGUGUUAUAUGAAUAAAUCACAGAGCCGACAUGUUGAUCAUAUGCAGUAAUGUCGAAGGAGGCGGAUUACACUGAUGUACCAUAAGCUGCGCUACUAGUCAAGUUACUCAUUCUGAGAUGAUAUGUAACUAAUGAGUUUUAUUGAAUUUUAUUUUUCAUUUAUUGACUAAAACGUUUUUUUCUGUUUGUCUUGUAUAUGUUAUAGCAUUAUAUUUUGUAUUUCCUGUUGCAGAUGCUUCCCACCAAUAAACUCUGAGGGUA